Chionomys nivalis (European snow vole) is the source of this 387-nucleotide messenger RNA. RefSeq names its product keratin-associated protein 2-1-like. NCBI's taxonomy places the organism in Eukaryota, Metazoa, Chordata, Mammalia, Rodentia, Cricetidae. Gene Ontology annotation, cellular component: keratin filament. The coding region runs from base 1 to 387 and encodes 128 amino acids. The transcript has a single exon. The record is from RefSeq and is a predicted model, not a curated record.
AUGACCUGCUGUGGCUCCUUCUCCUCCCAGAGCUGUGGAGGCUGCUGCCAGCCCUGCUGCUGCCGCGACCCCUGCUGCUGCCGCCCAGUGUCCUGCCAGACCACAGUGUGCCGCCCUGUGACCUGCGUGCCCCACUUCACCAGGCCCAUCUGCGAGCCCUGCCGCCGCCCCAUCUGCUGUGACCCCUGCAGCCUGCAGCAGGGCUGCUGCCGCCCCAUCACCUGCUGCCCCACCUCCUGCACAGCUGUGGUCUGCAGACCCUGCUGCUGGGCCUCCACCUGCUGCCAGCCCAUCUCUGUGCAGGCUCCGUGCUGCAGGCCCCCCUGCUGCCAGCCUGCCCCCUGCCGCACCACCUGCAGGACCUCCCCCUGCAACACCUGCUGCUGA